AAACUCCAUUAUUUACUUCGGUAAAGUGUUAUCAAGUCACCUGAAUCUGUUAAAAUGGCCAAACAGAAUGUUAAACGAGCUGGAACUAAGUAUUUUCAAGAAAAUGUCCAGAAAGCUGUUUUAAUGGUGAAUGAAGGCGUCCCUCUCCGGGUGGCUGCUAAACGCUUUGAGAUACCAAAAAGUACUCUCGAAGACCGAGUGAAGGGUCGAUAUAAGCAUCAACUUCUUGGAGCUCCAAAGGCUUUGUUGGAAGAAGAUGAAAUACGUAUUGUGAACUUUAUAAUUGAUAAGGCCAAAGCCGGUCAUCCCGUCGAUGAAAAAAGGGCAAUCGUUCAUGUGGCGGAAGUCGCUAAGAGCAUUGGAAAAGAAGCUGUUUUCAAAAAUGGGAUACCAUCUCGAGGAUGGUUUGCCCGUUUCAUGAAGCGUCAUCCAGAGCUGUCUAGAAGAACGGCAAAUAAUCUUUCAAAAACUCGUGUCGUUACCGAAUUAGAUGUGAGGAAAUGGUUCAAUGGAAUAAAGGAAUAUCUCGAAAAACAAGAUAAUUUCCAUAUCUUGAAUGAACCACAGAGGGUUUUCAAUAUGGAUGAAAUGAACGUGAAAACUAUACCGUACUUAUGGCAGCAUCUGCAGAUGGAAAUCUUGCGCCGCCGUUAA
Messenger RNA from Armigeres subalbatus, 654 nucleotides. RefSeq lists its product as uncharacterized. The record is from RefSeq and is a predicted model, not a curated record. The coding region runs from base 55 to 654 and encodes 199 amino acids. The transcript is spliced from 4 exons. Gene Ontology annotation, molecular function: DNA binding. Gene Ontology annotation, cellular component: nucleus. Lineage: Eukaryota; Metazoa; Arthropoda; Insecta; Diptera; Culicidae.